UAUCUCUAGAAGGUGGGACGUACCCAUGUAAACAGCUAAGCUCAGUGCACAUACAACUCAGCAGGAUUGGUUUCUCUACCUUGGAUUUAAACACUUAAACCGCACUAAAAGAUGUCUGCAUCACCUCCUCCGGUGGUCCCGAGAAAGCCUUCAGGCGUCCGGGUCAUGAUAACCCCAGGAGAGCAGCCUCCUCCCGGUAGCCUUCCCAUUUACACAGGUUCUGGCAAAGAGAUUGGUGCCAACUUGGAUUCAAAUCAUAUAUCUCAGUUGAAUGCAGAGAGAGAAGUGGAGAUUAUGAAUCACUGUUUUGACGAUGUGGAGCGAUUCAUGGGACGGUUGCAGCAGACAGCCGAGGCCCAGAGUAUCCUCAACCAAAGGAAGAAGAAGAGUAGCAGGAAGAGCAAGAAGAAGGGGAACGAAAAUGAUGAUUUGUUGAUCAUGAAAGCUUACCCUCCGUCAGAGGAAGACUUCGUGGAUAUCUUUCAGAAAAUCAAGUACUCCCUCAGUCUGCUGGACCGUCUCAAGUCUUCCAUUGCACAGCCGGACGCACCAGACCUGCUGCAUCACAUCUUUGUGCCUCUGAGACUAAUGGUAAAUACCACUGGAGGGCCAGCUUCAGCUAUGUCAGUGGUUAGUCCUGCUAUGACCAGUGGUGCUGUUUCACUGCUCCAGGAGCAUCUGACUGAAGAGGAAAAGGAGCUCUGGACUUCAUUAGGGUCCAACUGGACUUCACCCUGUUCGCAACUUAAUGUGUCUGUUCCUCCAUAUUCACCUGUCUUCCUGGACGGAUGGCAGCCUCAGGCCUACGACUCAGCUGGCCAGCCGUUCGAGGAUCCCGUCGAGUUGCAGCACAAACAGGAUGCCCUCAGGGAAAGUAGGGAGGCACAAAAUUUACAUGACCAAGCUCGACAAACAGCGGAGAGCCCUGGUGAAAGCACUGAGGCAGUAGAUGGAAACGGGCUCCCACCAGAAGGUGAGAGACUUUACUGCUGCAGUUAUGACUUUGUGGCAAGAAACAGCAGUGAACUUUCUGUACUACAAGGAGAAACACUGGAGGUAAUCGAGUCAUCAAAGCGAUGGUGGAAGUGUCGGAAUCGCUUCGACCAGAUAGGGUUUGUUCCCUUUAACAUCCUGGAGCCUCUGUCAGCUCUGAAUAACACAGAGAGAGACAGCUCAGUGGUACGCAGGGAGUCAAAGAAGAUCCCACUUUCCCCUCCAGCAAAGUACUUCACAUUUGCUCCAUCAAGCCCAGUGGGGACCAGUCCUACAGCUAUAAGCCCAACAGCGCGACCCCAGAGCAUGGUUUUACCAUCUACAACAAUGGGAGAGGAAAGUGACCGAGUCCUGAUAAUGAACGAUGAGCUUCUUCAGCGGAUAGCUGGGAAAAGAGGCUCAGGCCGUCCGCUGGUGGUCCCCCGCUCACCUGACACGUCCACUCCCCUGAACUACCACUCGCCACCUGCUGAGGUGGAGGCCUGGCUCACCGCAAAGGGCUUCAGUCAGCAGACAAUUCAGAGUCUGGGCAUUUUAACUGGAGCGCAGCUAUUUUCCCUGAACAAGGAGGAGCUCCGUGCUGUGUCACCGGAGGAAGGUGCAAGAGUUUACAGCCAGAUAAUGGUGCAGAAGGCCCUUCUCGAGGAUGUGCGCAAAGCCACGGAGUUAGAGACGGUGAUGGAGAAGCAAAAGCUGAGGAUUAGCAGGAACUUAGAGGGUGAAGUAUUUGACUGAGCCUUCCACAUCCACUAAUACAGAUGUGGCAUCAAAGAUCAACGGACAUAAAUGUUGUCUUGCUUAUCCAACCGGGGGCACAACUGUUGCAGAUGGAGCGCAAUUCCUUAAUCACACAUUAUUGUGUUUCUCCUGUGCUACAGACUCAUCAACAAAAGCAAAACGUCUUAUAUAACUCUCUUAUACUGGAACGAUAUUUUCUCUUUUCUUUUUUUAACGCGUUUUUUUUUUUUAAACAGAGGCGCUUUAAACUCCUUGCCAAAGCUUACUAAAGUUGUUCAGUCCAUUUAUUUUUUAUCACCUUUUUUUUUUUUUACAGUUGAAAUCUUUCUAUUAUCCUUUGUUUAGGCAAUAUUUGGGAAAUGACAAUAAACACAAAUGCCGCACAAUUGACAGAAUCACAUAAAAUGAUUGAUAUUGCUGUAAAACAAGUACGAUAACAACGGACUGAAACUGCUUUGCAGAGCUUUAAAACCCACGAAAUGUGCAUUAUCUUAAAAGUGUUUAUGUCUCCACAGAAUCGUCAGCUGUCAACCUGUAUUAAGGCAAUGUGGCUUGUUGCAGCCAGAUGUUGUUUAAGACUAAAUACACAUUAAACUGUCCUGAGUGUACAGUUUCACUCCUGACUCUUUCUAUGAGAUGAAAAUGUUUUCAGAUGUUGCAUUUUCCAUUGUGAUUUCAGCUGUGCUGCACAUCAUAACAUA
Messenger RNA from Toxotes jaculatrix (banded archerfish), 2432 nucleotides. It is a transcript of the gene eps8l1a, whose product is annotated as eps8 like 1a. NCBI's taxonomy places the organism in Eukaryota, Metazoa, Chordata, Actinopteri, Toxotidae. Gene Ontology annotation, biological process: positive regulation of ruffle assembly; Rho protein signal transduction; regulation of Rho protein signal transduction. The coding region runs from base 112 to 1728 and encodes 538 amino acids. Gene Ontology annotation, cellular component: plasma membrane; vesicle; ruffle membrane. The transcript has 14 exons. Gene Ontology annotation, molecular function: actin binding. The record is from RefSeq and is a predicted model, not a curated record.